Toxorhynchites rutilus septentrionalis is the source of this 18630-nucleotide messenger RNA. RefSeq lists its product as uncharacterized. Bases 1198 to 6159 code for a protein of 1653 amino acids. NCBI's taxonomy places the organism in Eukaryota, Metazoa, Arthropoda, Insecta, Diptera, Culicidae. The transcript is spliced from 8 exons. The record is from RefSeq and is a predicted model, not a curated record.
ACGUCGGAAGAUCCGGGUACUCGUUAGUAUUGCGCGCACUUAUACGGGGGUAGAUAAAAAAAGUGGUGCUUCUUUUCUUCUAGGGUAUGUGUCGCCUCCCUUGGAUGAGUUAAUAUGGGGUGCGUUUGAGCUAUUCUGUGUUGUUUUUUCAUCUUCUGUCUGUGUGUAAAACAGCUUCCGACCAAGCACUCGCCACUAAUUGGACGGGGAGCAAAUGCGUUUCACACCCGUUUCCGGUGACGAAGGUGUCGAAUGUGUUAUUUUUUAAUUGUUAGUGAUAGUUCGGAAGAAAAUUGUGGUCCAGUGGUGAAUUUGCUGCGAUGAACGCAUUCUGGAUAUCGGAAACGUUUGCAACUCCAGCGAGAGGAAAAUUUCAGCUGCUUCUAACGCAAGUCAGCAAAUCGAAAGCGAGAAAAUGCGAGUGGGCGCAGCCGAAGAAAAUUUAUGCUGGAUGAUGUGGGAUGUUGUAGGUAUCCGGUUUUAUCGUGCCCCAGUGAUUUUGUCCACUAACAGCCGAAGAUAAGAAGAAAUAGUAACAAGGUGUGUGUGGAGUGUGAGCAAAUCAGGCCCAUUGAUACAGCCGGCAGGAAAAAAAAGUUCAUUCUUCAGCGAGAAACGGAAUGGAGACAUGUUUUUUCUUAAAUUUUGUCCCAUGAUUAAAUGUUUCAGCGAUGGAUGUGUAUCUGUGUACCAGAAAAAGAUGAGUUUAUACUCAACCAUCAUCACGUAGGAUCAACCACAAUCAAAAGAACUAAACAAAUACGAUACCAUCGUUUUUCCCCUCGUUUUUCUACAUAGGAGUGUUCAAUGUGAUGUGUUUUAAAAGAACACGUGAAGAACCAUGUAGUUAACGUGAGAAACAGCGAAAUGUACUAGUAGAAAAUUCAUUCGCUCAGAUUACUGAAUAUCUCGUACGUCAAAAUAACAAGUUUUCACCUGAGCGACCCAAACUAGGUUAGAAAAGUAUCCUUCCUCCUUGGGAAGUUUUCCGACGCGUGGUGAGAUCCUAGUGAAAGCGUGAGUGAGUGAAACAAAAAAGUAAUCCGUCUCCAGCGUUGCUGUGAAAAUGACCAUCUCCGAUGAGGGAUAAACGCUUCGCCGAAAUCCGUGGGACCAACAUUAAACGCCGAGACGCGACGAUUGCGAUCUGAAACGCCUCCCAAUUUCCGUCGCCCUCUGAGACAUUUCUUGGGGAUUAUGGCCGAUCUGCAGGCAACGAUUGAGUUUGCGGUCGAGCUGUAUAAGUUCUACAACGUGGAUCUGUUCCAGCGAGGAUUAUAUCAAGUCCGAUGUUCACUGAGGGUAUCGCCGCGACUGCCGGUACAGGUGGAGACAUGUCUGCCGGAUUCCACGACCACCGGAGUGCCUUCAGCCGCCACCGGUGGUGCUUCAGCUUCGUCCAACAGUGUUGUUUCCGGAUCGGCAACAGGAUCCAGCAGCAUCAAUAAUAAUGCUCCAGGAUCCGCCUCGAGUAGUGCCAACACACCCAACUCCACUAAUUCCUCGUCCGGUUGCAAUGCGGGCACGGCAAGCAGUACCAGUGUCAACACGAGCACCAACGCCCAGGGCUCCGAUGGUUCACCAUCCGCGGGAACAUUUGGCUCUGCCACGACCAUCAUCGAUGAUUGUGGCGCGUCGCGUACAUUCCAAAUCCUCUAUCGCAACGAAGAAGUAUCGCUGCGUGAUGUGAUUAUGUUUCGAGCACAUUUACUAGUGGACAGUCGACAUCUGAAGGAAUCUAUCGAGCGAGCGGAAUUUUCGCUCAAUCUCGAGCUCUGGUUUGGCGAGCAGACGAACGGAAAUGUGCUGACCCUGGCGUCGACACGGACUCUGCAGCUCAACUUUCACCCGGGUCGAGGGCUGCACUAUCAUCUGCCGGUGCUGUUCGACUACUUUCAUCUGGCGGCUGUGAGCGUGGGAAUCCACGCCAGUCUGGUGGCACUUCAUCAGCCCUACAUCAACGCGCCAAAAUCCACGAAACCAUGGAUUGCCAGCUCCAAGCUCAACUGUCGUGGGGGAAACUCCCCUGGCCCACUGGAAGCAAUAUUCUUUGGACCACAAAUUGGCAGCGGAGCCAAGUGCGGUGGCGGCUCGGCCAGUCGUCUGCUACAUGCGCGUAAUAUACAUAAGGAAAUAUGUGCCUUACUGCUGGGAGCACUGGAAUCGCUGCGAUUAUCCUUGCAGGAAUUUUGUACCGUACUACCGCCCCAGUGGGCCGCCAUGACCGGAUCGACACCACUCUCCAAUCUGGACACCGAGCAAAGACUGAAAAAGUUGGCUGACUCAGCAAAGCUUAUGGAUACUGAGGACGAUCUCGCUGCACGUGCCAACUCCGAUAUAGCCCAGCUAUGCGCCGAAUGUAUUCUCUACUGGAGACGUGUGUUAUCGGCGGCAAACCAACCACCGGUACACAGCUUACUUGCCAAGAAACAUCACACCCUCCGAGUGAGACGUUUUGCGGAAGGAUUUUUUGUAAUCGAAAACCCACGGCAUUCGGCCAGUGGUUGCUAUGACUCCAACUACCAAAACUAUGUGCAAAUCUGUGAAAUGGCCCGGAGAUCGAGAUAUCUGUCAUCAUUGCCGCCACUACCGGUUCACUGCACUCCACUGGAUGGCGAUGCCAACUCACUGCCUCUAAUCUUCGAAGACCGCUACACGGACGCAAAUGAUUAUGGCAAACGAAGGUCGGGAAGUGAACCCCAGCUCAAUGGUUACAGUGGAACGAUCGGGAAAAUCAAAACCAGUCAUCCCAAUCCAAGUAAGAUUGCUCCGAUUAUGGGCGCCAAGGAAUGUUCCUGUGGGAUAGCCACAUGUUAUGUUGAACCUAUCCCUAAAAUGUGCAAUAAUUACAUGGGUUUGAUGACUACACGAUACGCUCUUGGGGGAGACAUUCUGCAAGCUAGUCUAACGAUAACUCCGGCUGCUGCCAUUCCUCAGAACGGUCUAUGCACUAAAGGUCUCUCCCGUCAUUCAGUGUCCACACUCGUUGAACCAGAAUGUCAAUGGGGACAGUUCAAAGCCAUUUCUAUGCCGCGAUCUACCGUCAGCAGUGGUACGCUUCCAACGCGUCACAGUAAGUCACUUGAUCAGCUGGAAGUUCAAAACAAUACAUCGUCCUUACCACGUCAACACGUCCAUAAUGUCAAUUACAAUUACAACAACCAGAAGCAAAUUAUAUAUCACCAACCCGGCAACGCAAUUAUUCAAACUGUUCCUACCAAACCCAAGAAGAAUGUUGUCCAGGCUGAGGAUCUUCUGAAAAAUAUUAACGAAUUCAGAGAGAAAUACAAAAACCCCGGUGAUCCUCGAAAACCGAAUAGCCAUAAUAAUUCCAACAGCACUGGAAUCUACGCAAUGAAGGAUACAAGCUGUCCAGUGACGAAGAACCAGAUUCCAAGCGCUGUGCAAACCCUUAAUCGCAUGCCGAAACAGGUGAACGGUUACGGCAGAGUCAAAUCCGACUACGAUCUGGAUAUAAAUCCCUACACACAACCCCACAUGAAUCGCGAUACCAAUAAACAUCUUUCGAAAACCGCCUGCUAUUACAAUUCAUUACCCAAGAACGCUGGUAUGGGUCUCUCGAUACCUCCACGAAAUUCCUAUCCACCGAUCCGCAGUAAAAAGCAGCAAUCAACUGGAGCGCUUAAUAGCAAAGCUGACUCUAACACCAUUCCACGGAGUAACUCAUCGCAAAUGUUGCGUGUUCAAAAUGGAACAUCCCAACCCAACAGCAACACGCUGCCGCACCGAACUGUCGAGUUUGCCCGAAUCCGAGUGGCGGAUUUCAAGCAAAUAGUCAACAACCAGCGAAGGAACAGUAAAGGCACUAACGGUACCAAUGAGUCCAGCAGUACAGACAGUCGUGAGGUUACUCCGAAGACGCGUAGUAAACAGAGAAGGCUACUUUCAUCCGCAAGUGUACCGUUCAAACUGGAGAACUUGGAAUUGGAGCAAGCUGGUGGAGCGCCGGGGUUCAGCGAAAGCCUACCAAAUUUGGCACCUCCUCCGGCGUUUAGUAAUUCCCCACUACCACCCUUGCGACUGAGACGGAGACAUUCCAGCAGCGAGUCAACCUCUUCACUCAGUGAACAAUCCGGAUGGGUGUCCAGCAGAAGGAGUACAGGUCCAUCUAGCCCAGAUACGUUGCAAAAUGACAACAGAGUCGUGAACGGCGAUCAAUUGCGGAAGAAACUCCUGAAGCUGUUGAACGAGCAACCCCGGUUGAUGAACCGUAAGAACAGCAAUCAAUCGGGCGGCAAUGAUUUCUUGGUCAGAAGUAAUCAGAGUUCGAUGAAGUCUAAACCCAACAAUGACAACAUCAAAGGUUCCGUACAGAUCGAAAAUUGGAACAAUCUGGAAAAAGAAUGGAACGAGCCGCGAUCGAUUCAGAAAGGAAGCGAUGCCAAGAAAAACAGCCAACCCUUCAAAAUGGAUACUCAUCCACCGAAACGCAGUACGAAGAAGGAGAAAUCUAAAUCCGACUUCGAUCUGGCUCAUAUCUCUGACUAUGCGUUCGAGGAUCUUCAUCUGCUUCCUCCACAGCAAUUCCGAGAUGCUCCACCUCCACCGGAUGAGUUCCGAGAUCCUCCCUCGUUGGUUGAGGAUACGGCGAAGGAAAAUCCACCACAAGAUAAAGAACCUGCGCCGAAAAAUCCAUUGCUGGCGCAUUCACCACCAAAACAAAAGUACCAACCACAAAAAUCACUACAAUUACAAUUGCACCAGCAACAACAACCUUCGGUUCCAUUAAUUCUGCAACCACAAGCACUUCCCUCGAUGGUCAUCCAGCAGCAACAAAUCGUACCCGCAUCCCAACAGUUCCAAAUUCCACCAGUCCAGCAACAGAUCAUCCAACAACCGCAAUACAGUAAACCAAUACAGCAAUCGAUUCCUCAGCAGCACAUCAUCAAGAAGUAUGAAGUUCAGGCCAUCGAUAACCCCUUGUACCACAUUUACGAAGUGGUUAAAGCGCCACGCCCGGUACUAAAAUCGCAAAGUUCCAGUGAACUCGCCGCUAUCGCAAAGUGUGCCGAAACUUUGAACAACCCGAACGCAACCAUCAGCACGGCGAAUCAAAACGGUACUCACCACGUGCAAAGUCAUCCAAUUCCUCCGGAACGAAAGUCAUCGAUGCGAGAGCUCGAACGCACGCAGCAAAAACAGGACGAGGAAGACACCAAGCGCCGAAUCGAUCCCCCGAUGCAACUGUUGGAAUUCGAGAAGUGUCGCGAAGAAUUCCGCAAGCAAAUCAGCUACUCGGGUUCGAUUUAUUCCGACUUCCAGAAGCUUGCCUCGGAGAUGCCUUACUUCCACAUCAGUGACGAGUUCAGACCAUUCUCCUCCAGCGGACUCCACUUGGUGAUCUGCGUUCAUGGACUCGAUGGGAACUCCGCUGAUUUGCGACUUGUUCGAACGUAUCUGGAACUAGGCCUGCCGGGGGCCCAUCUGGAGUUUCUCAUGUCCGAACGCAACCAAGGUGAUACGUUUUCGGACUUCGAAACGAUGACCGAUCGGCUGGUGGCGGAGGUUCUGUACCACAUCGAAACCUAUCAGCUGAACCCCACCAGGAUAUCUUUUGUGGCCCACUCGUUGGGUACGAUCAUAGUUCGGUCCGCACUAAGCCGUCCCCAAAUGCGACCGCUACUGACAAGACUGUACACGUUCCUGUCACUGUCAGGUCCACACCUGGGAACGUUGUACAACUCAAGUGGAUUAGUUAACAUGGGAAUGUGGUUCAUGCAGAAGUGGAAAAAAAGUGGAUCACUUCUGCAGCUCUGUUUGCGAGAUGCACCCGAUCCGAGGCAGAGCUUCCUCUACCGGUUGAGCCAACGAAGUACUCUACACCAUUUCAAGAACGUUCUACUCUGUGGGUCCUCUCAGGACCGUUACGUUCCGCCCCAUUCCGCCAGGUUGGAGCUCUGCAAGGCAGCCAUCAGAGACCAGUCAAACCUGGGCGUAGUUUAUCGCGAAAUGGUACACAACAUAAUUGCACCGAUGAUAGCCCGACCAGACUUAACGCUGGCUCGUUUCGAUGUUCAUCAUGCUCUGCCCCAUACAGCCAACGCCCUGAUUGGACGCGCGGCUCACAUUGCCGUGCUCGAUUCGGAACUGUUCAUCGAGAAAUUUUUACUGGUGGCGGGUUUAAAAUAUUUUAGCUAGCUGAUUGAAGCCCCAAAACCGAACGAAUUCAAUCCGUUCAGCGGGAUGGGAUGGAAGGGUGUAAUCACAUCUGUAAUGCUCUAAACUAUUAAUGUUUGACAGCAUAGCAAAUGAUUUGAAUGUACUACAUGAUACUAAGCUAUUGUAAUAGAUUCGGACUAAAUAGGAAACACCACUGUAGAGUUUACUUUUCAUAAAUUCAAACAGUGCAGAAGUAGGUUCAAUAUUAACGAUACUAAAUUAGAAACGACUGACUCAGCGCCUAAGUUCCGAAUUGUUUUCUAUAUCUUGAACCCUUUACUCAUGGAACAAAGUAAUACGCAAAAAACAAUUGGUACAGGGAAAACAAAAUUGUAUGUUAUGUGUAUGUUAACUGUUUGUUUAGAACCAAUCGUAGAGUUUAUUUAAUAUAUGAAACUACUCUUCACUGCCGGUUGUUGAUUGAAUCAUUAUCAUUUGUGUAAAAAAAAGCUAAUUUAACCGUCGCUUUUACCUCCUAUUUUUUUGUAGAUCUUUAUCUGUGUUAGUAAGUAAUCUAAUGAUCAAAUAUAUGUUAUGAACGAGACUGAUUUAAUCUAAACAAUAAAUGUAAACACGUAACACAAACGUAACGUAUCUGUAACGCUGAUGUAAUAUUACACCAUCUUCUCUGAGGAAUCAAAACAUUCAGAAUCAACAAUAUGAUAUUCACAAGAAAUGAUAUGAGAAAAAUAAAAUUUUAUGACGAUAGCUAGAACAAUAAUUUUAAGUGCAAGUACAGGGAUAAAUGUCAGGCUGUUAAUUGUCCCCAAGAUUAACGUGGAGCUAGAAAAAUGUGAAGAAGCACAUUGACCAAAGAAGACAGAACACAUGAGAAAGUAGAGAACGAUUGCCACAUGGAAAGUAAAACAUUAAUUUCAAUCGAGGGUUAACCAUAUCUGAAGGAAACAUUCGCGCGGGUUAACGAAUUAGGUUGCGUUUGUACAGAGUUUCGAACAGUCAUCACGAUAGUACUGAUCAUUCUAUGUUCCUAGACAGCUUUCCUAUGCCCGAGGCUUUUGAAUUAUUAGUUGAAUCGUGUUAUCAAUUCACAGAAUUUCUAUCAUCAGAAAUAUUAAAAUCCGUAAUGAUCAGAAUACAACCAAAUUAGUGAGAAAGGUUCUGUCGUAGAACUACGUCUAUCUUUAACAGAGGCAAAUAAAAAAACAUGUCACUUUUUUCUGAAAUAGUUUUUACAUAACAUAAUAAUUUUUGCUUGGAGCGGAACUUUAUGAUUAGCAUACCAAUUUUAUUUUGCAUACAAUAAUUAUACAUCCCAUUGGGACUAAAUCUUCUUCACAACGUUUCGGCAAUAAACCCGAGACAUGGCUGCAGUUUUCCAACCCCAGAGCCACCUAUGCUUCCCAAAUCUUGCUCCAACCACCUCGCUCGUUUGGCUAUUCUUCUUGUUCCCACCGGAUUCGAUGCGAAUACCAUCAUUGCGGCACUGCUUUCCCAGAAUUCUAAUAGGCAUAGUCAUAGUCAACUGAGGAUAGUCAGCUGACUAUCUGACUGACUAUAUCCGUAUUCAGUUAGCAAUGUCUUUUGGCUUCUUCACGCAGUUUCUGCGCCAAAAGGACUGAACAGUCAGUCGGGCGUUUAAUCGCUAACUCCCUCUACCGACUCGACUAUAUCAUAUCAUUCUUCCCAGUCAAAUUGUCCUCAUUGCAUUUCAAGUGACUUCUCCCAAAACGAAUUCGUUCCUCUCUUUCUCUCUCCCAUGUACGUGUGCGUGCAUCGAUAUUCGAGUUCAACGUGGUUUAACAUACGCUACAGGUGAGCUAGAUUAUUUUGUAUCGUACACAAAAAUUACUCACACAUAUAAAAUAACGUGCAGUGUGUGUGCGCUAUUUUGCACGCUAUUUACUAAUACUAACGCGAGUACCUUUAUAGCAUUCUUGAUUAAUGUUCGUUGGUUUGAAUUCACGAUGGGUAGACAAUGAACCGUCCAUUGAUGGGGUAACUUCUUUUUUUGCAUCAGAAAUAAUGUUUUCGUUCCUCUUUAUAUGGACGUAAAAAUAAGAUUGCGUACGCGGGUAUAAAUUUAGUAUCAGGGGGAAAUGGAAGUGUGGACUGAAGUCAGUUGAAUGAAGAGGCAGAUUUGUAUUCAUUAGUCGAGUCAGUUAAAAAAUAACCACUGAUUGGACUAGUUCACCGGUCAUCCUCGCUAAUCAACGCUGGUCAAUUCAUUUUCUAGUCAAGUCACUUUUUGUUGUGGGCGACUGCUGAAGCAGUUCUAGUCGAAGCGAAGCUACGGAGAGUAGAGUCGGUCUUCAUUUUUCACCUUCGAAGAUUUCGGGCCCUGAUUCUAACAACUUAUCACGCCCGUCGCACUCCUCGAGCCUUGGCGACUUAUUGGAUGCUGAGUUCGCCGUAGAGUCGUGGAUGUUCGUGAUUCAUUCUCCUUCUCUAUACUUUUUUCCCCUGUACUCCACCGUAUGUUGUUCUGAGCACUCAGAGUUUGAAAACACCUAGUGCUUGCACGACCUCUUCGAGCAACGUCCAUGCUUCGUGCCCGUAAAUAACAACUGGUCAAACCAGUGAUUUGCACAUGAUACACUUCGUACGGGGUCGGAGUUUCUUUGACCUCUAGGAUUUUCGGAGCCCUGAGCGCACUCACCUGACCUGUCGAUGUUGCACUGUCUCCGAUGUCACCGCUGUCGUGGCACACAUCCAACGCUAGUGGGUAUCUUAAUUGUCACUAGUUUCUUUACCGGUAACAAUAACUAUGGCACUACUUUACUUCUCUUCUGUGGCAUUUCUCUAUAUGAUUCCUUCACAACAUCACGUUCCGCGUAUUCUAUUCGGCGAACGUUCAAUCCCUUUGGCAACUCCAAACGAACGCAGGUCAGCGAAAUCACUUUCACGAUCGCGAAUAAUUCUAUCGCCUGUGAACGGUGCGCGAAACCGAGAAAACUCGCGAUCUCCACUCCACACACUACUGAGCAAUGUCACGACCAAAACAAUUCAAUCCGCAUACGCAAACAAAGUCAAAACUUCAAAAUUCUGCGAUUAUCUUAAUCCUCAAAUCCUCAAAACGACGACGUGCACACUCUUCACUAGUUGUUUCCAGACUCCUAAUCCAUGUCUCUAUUGACUCAUACCGACCGAUCGAAAUUGAAGUUCCCAUACCGUAAUCUCUCGCGCUCUUACUCGCCGUCAUCCAACUCCUCCAUCAAAACUCUCUCCCACCUUCUGCUAUUUCGCUCUUCACACAACAAUUGUGCCAUGCAGCGUUGCCAAUAUUCCCGUUUAAACUGGAUUCUUCCAGUUUUUUUUCCUCGAUCCAGUCUAACAGUUAAACCUCGUACGUGAUUCACUUUUCAUCACCAGUCACCAUCUUCUUCAAAAAUGGGUACAUCCAGUUUUUUUUUUAAUCCAAUCUUCUGCAAACGAUUCCAAACGGUUUUAUGGUUUAUACCCAGUUCCUGGCCAAUCGAGCGAGUGCUCACAUGCCGGUCUACUUGGAUGAUUUCAACGAUUUUAUCCACGGUUUCCACGACGAUUGGCCUACCAGUACGGGGUGUAUCUUCGACAGCCACUACACCAGAACGAAAUCGAUCAAACCAACGCUGUGCUGUGCGAAUCGUUACAGUAUCGGGUCCAUAAACUACACGAAUUUUUUCGGCACAGAUUGUCGUCUUUAAAAAGCCGUAUAGUAUGACCCGAUGCGAUAAGUACAAUACAAGAUAUGUUUGAGUGUUGCCAUAUAUUGACAAUAUACGACAUUUCUUUUCCCCAACCCAAUAUUAUCCCUCCCUCACCCUUUCUAUUCCUUAACCAAUUUCGUUUUUUGACAUUAAUCGUUCGAUCGAUCGAAGGUGUAUUGGCCUUGGAUCGAUCUUUCUUUUCUUACACACUCUCAGUGUUAUUUUCCUCCUGCUUACACUUCCGAAUUCAAUACGGUUAGUGCGCAGAGCGUGUGGUGCCUACCCAAGCAGCAACGUUCUAUAUCGUCUUCGAGUUUAUAUACAUAUUAUAUGUUCUAGGUCCUCCAAAACAUGCUGAAGUACAGACCAAUUGAUCUACCAUUUCAACAACGACUGGUGCAAUGUUCACAACAAGAAAUCUAACCCUAAAUGGUUCAUAGAGCCUGCGUGCUAUGCUGACUUUGAGUUUAUAUUAGGCUGUCAAAAAAGUCCUGCGGUAUUUUUUUUUGAAUUUUCAUUUGUUCAUAAAAUUAGUUACAAUCAUCUGUUUUAAGUCAAAUAUGCGCCGUUUUGUUCGAUGACUUGUUCCCAACGAGAUGCCAACUUCAUAAUACCCCUGUUAUAGAAGCUCGCUUCCUUAUUAUCAAAAAACUCGGAUAGCCAAUUUUCACAGGCCUCUUUUGUGGCUAACUUCUGACUACCUAGCUCGUUCGCCAUGGACAAAAACAGUCGGUAGUCACUUGGUGCAAGGUCCGGACUAUACGGCGGAUGCAAAAGAACCUCCCAUCCGAGCUCCCGGAGCUUCUGGCGCGUCACCAAAGAAGUGUGUGGCCUGGCGUUGUCCUGAUGGAAGACAAUGCGGCCUAUGUUUAUCAAAGAUGGCCUCUUCUUCAUGAGUGCUACCUUCAAGCGUGCCAGUUGUUGGCAGUACAGGUCCGAAUUGAGCGUUUGGCCAUAGGGAAGCAGCUCAUAAUAGAUUAUUCCUUGACAAUCCCACCAAACACACAGCAGAAUCUUCCUGGCCGUUAAUGAGGGCUUGGCCACCGUCUGAGCCGCUUCAGCGGGCUUCGACCACGACCGUUUGCGCUUCACGUUGUCGUAAGUGACCCACUUUUCAUCGCCAGUCACCAUCCGCUUCGGAAACGGGUCGAUUUUGUUGCGAUUCAGCAGCGAUUCACAUGCGUCGAUACGGUCAAAGAUGUUUUUUUUUGCGUCAACGUGUGUGGCACCCAUACAUCGAGCUUCUUUGUGAAUCCAAGCUUCUUCAAAUGGUUAAUAACGGUUUGAUGACUUAUCCCCAGCUCUUGGCCGAUGCUACGGCUGCUACUAUGCCGGUCUUUCUCGGCUAAUUCAGCGAUUUUGUCGCAAUUUUCGACGACAGGCCUUCCGGAGCGUGGCGCAUCUUCGACGACCUCUACACCAGAACGAAAACGUUGAAACCAUCGUUGUGCGGUAGAAAUGGAAACUGUAUCGGGUCCAUAAACUGCACAAAUUUCAUUGGCAGCUUGAGAUGCAUUUUUGCCUUUGUCAUAGUAGUACUGUAAAAUAUGUCGGAUUUUCUCUUUAUUUUUCUCCAUAUUUGCAACACUAUAACUCACGAACGACUUAACCAAACAAAACACUGUCAAGGACUAUAAAAUACCUUUCCAACAAGCUAUAGUAUACAAUGAAUACAACUAGAACUACGCGCUUACAACGACACCUCGCGGAAAUACCGCAGGACUUUUUUGACAGCCUAAUAUAAAUAGUAUAUGUUAUAGAUCAUCCAAUUCAUUCUGAAGUUUAGAAGGUCAUUGGACCAAUGUGCUCCAUUGACUUUAAUUGAUAUGAAUAUUAAACCCAAGUAAUCUUGCUCCCGUUUACAUCCGUUUACAUCAAUCAACCCUUCAACGAAAUGAAAAUCCGAAAAUCUCAUGUGUCACAACAUGCGGCAAAGAUUAUUUUAGGUAACCUAAAAAGGAAAACCUGUACAAUUAAUUAGACCGGCUGUAUAUUCUAUUAUUUAUCGCAUCUUUCUCAAUCGAAAUCCAUUCUCACAGUUAAAACCUGAGAAGGUAUCCGUGAGCACACGAGAACACGAAGGAACAACACAAAAGGAUCAGCCUACCGUACUAUCCCAAAAUAACCAACGCAGUCCAGUCUACACUCCGGAAACACGGAUUUCAUGUGGUGUACAAAAGUGAGAGCACCCUGAAAGACCUUUUGUGCAACCUGAAAGAUAGAAUUCCACCGGAUGAAAAAGCAGGGAUCUAUCAGAUUCCCUGCAAAGACUGUACAAGUGUAUACAUCGGCCAAACUCGUCGGAAAUUCAAAAUCCGCCUACGUGAACAUAAGAAUGCGGUGGAUAAUGAACGAGCCAACGAAUCAAGUGUGGCAGCACAUGCUUUAACUCAAGCCCACUGUGUAGACUGGGAGAAGGCAAAAAUUAUUAGAAAUGUACGAAAAGCCUCACAGUUGAAUGCAUGGGAAUCAGUGUACAUCUCAACCAGCGAUUCCCCACUUAUGAAUGAAGAAGAUGCACCAAUAUCAUCUCAACUCUUCCAUCUGACGAAGCUGAUAGCUCAGCAAAAUAUAUCUUCGACAAGUACUGAUAACCAUAUGAAUAUGUGUUAGUGCUCCAUCGUAACCAGUCGGACACCGUCCAGUAGAUGGGCAACAUCGAGCCCGAAACCGGUCGACGAAAAAGGUAAUUUUAACCCUUGUAAGGAUUAUAAGUGUUGUGUCCUAGUUCCGUGUCGCGUCUCGUGAGUGAAUAGUGAUAAAUGUCCUUACGAUAGCACAACCAAAAAUAAGAGUAUCCGAGAGAACUUCUCUAAAAUCAGUCGUCCCGGCGAUACGUUAAUCAUAGCUUUAUAGAACUCCAUUCGCGACGGCGGAGAGUUAUCUUUGGAAAACCUGAAAAGAUAACCGGAAGAACACUAACAUCAAUCGGACCGGCGUUAUAUUCCGUUAUUCAUCCAUAAUAUAGAUUCUAUAUUGAACUUCCAUCUCGAAGGGACACAGUUAUCUUUCAAAAGCCUGAGAAGCCGAGAGAACUCCUCUAGAAACAAUCGUCACGGAGUUAUGUUCCAUUAUGCGUAAGCUUCAUAGAAAUUAUAUCGCGACAGAAGAGUGUUAUCUUUAGGUAACCUGAGAAGGUUACCGAGAGAAAUCCUCUGAAACCAAUAGAAGUUCCUCGAAUAUUGUUUCACAGUAAUGUUCGAGUGGUGGGAAACGUUAUUUUGAUCUGCUCGAAUGGUUGAUUAAUGGCUCAUUUCGCUAUUUUAUGAACAACAUGUGAACAUUACACGAAGCUUCGAAAUAAAUUCUAUUUCUCAAGCACUGGAAUAGACAAAAAAAAUGUUUUGAAUAACUCAAAGUCGAACUUCUUAAAAUAAAACGAUUUUUCAGAAUCCAGUUUUCCCCAGUUUUUUUAGGAGCAAUUAUUAUUGGCAACUCUGGUGCCAUGUGCGAUUAUAGCAUGAGAAUUGUUGACAUGUUGCGUGUUUGUGUUGGUGCGCCUAUUCCACUACAUAUAGGGCGCUUGCAGCGUGCAUAUGUAUUAGUAAUCUGUUGGGCAGGCAAAAGUGAUCGCUGCAUAGGAUUUAUAUGGAUCGACAUGAUUGAGCUUUGUUUAAAUAAUUAUUUAAGCGAAAUAGUUAUAAACAUUACGCGAUACUCUUUAUUAAUAACAUGCCAAUAUAUGCUUCUUUACAUAAUCAUAUUUACUUUUAGCGUCAAAGCCAUGUACACCUAGAAAAAUAGAUAUUUCUGUUAUGGCUAUGACCAUAUCAAUGAAAGCAGACUGACUAUUCAAAAAGUUUCACAGAAACAGUGCAAACUGCACAUUGCGAUUGCUUAGCCGGAUUAGGUGAAGUGUGUUCCCAUUUGAGCUUUGGGCUUUUUGCCCUGGAAUGCUAUUCUCGUGAAGAAGUGAACUAUAAUGAACUUUAGUGUGCAUGUACAGUGACUCAAACCCGUAAUCGUAUUCCACCAUGAUCUCUUUUCCCUUCUUUUGAAAGUCGAAAACAAGUUUUCGGAACCUUCUAUUUAAAUAAAGUCAUAGUUUCAUAUGAGAGUUAAAAAGUUUGCUAUCUGUUUUCAGAAUAAUGGUUUUUAUUUCUCUACAAAUGACGAAUGUAUGUGCGAAUGUAUGAAAAUUGAAUUUCCGAAUUCCAUCAUUAGUAUGGUAUCUCUUGUUCAUUAUAACUAUCUUCAGCUGUCUUUGGCUUUAUCUAUGUAUUUUUUGGUAUAUUCGGAAGAAGGAGUUAUCAUUUUUUUCAUCAAGUGGUUUUUAAAAUCGUUAAUCUUAGAAAUUUAAUGGUUUCUAAAUUUCCUACACAGAUAACUUCUUCAGGUUUUUACUGAGAUUGAUGUCGGAAGAUUGUGGAGGAAUAUCAAUAGCUUUUGAGUAAUUGUAAUGCAACCAUGUGCGAACUUUAUAUGUCUUGAGAUCUGGGUCAUUGUCUUGGCAAUACUUGAAUCCUCGAUUCCAUCCCAUUUUGUUGACACUUUGCUCCAUAUUUACCUUCAGGAUGUUCAAGUAAACAUUCUGAUCCAAUAUACCAUUCAUUCCUUCCUUUUUCACAUGUUGUUGCUUCAACAGUUUGUAAACGAGCGGUUGGUUACACGGAAAUAACAUACGGAAAUGGGGAAUCAAGCCUUAUUACUGAGGCCAACAGUUUAUUGAACCAGUAUUGCAAUAUGCGAACUUUCUCGCGCUGGUCCAAGGAACUGGAGUCUCGCCGAAAUCCAAGUCGAUGACCAUAUUAGAAGCAAGUUUAAAGCUGGUGAUAAAUACAUCGCUCUACCAAAAUCGGUUUCAGAAUGGCUGCAUAGGAGGUACAGCGGACAUUGUAUUCGCUAUACGGAUGGCUCGAAAAGUUCCGCUGCGGUAGGCAUCGGUAUAUCGGUUCCAAACCUCAGCGCUUCUUAUUGUCUGCCCGAGUCAUGCUCAAUAAUCACCGCCGAUGACAUAGCAAUCUUCAUAGCAGCCACCACAGCGUCAGAAAAAUCACUUCUGAUCUGAUUCAGAAGGGCAUUAUCACUGCCCUUCCCUCUCCACGUUCACGCCACCCGUGGAUCCAAGCCAUACAGGAUAGCGCCUUACCCAAAACUGUUUUCGCAUGGAUACCAGACCACUGCGGCAUCCUCGGAAACGAAAAAGCGGAUCAUUUAGCAACUUCUGGGACAAAAGGAAAUCAGCAUACAGACAAAGUCCCAGGUCAGAUCGUGGCUGAAUUCGAUUUUCCGCAACUCUUGGUCAACUAUUUGGUACAGUAAACAUUCACUAACUGGGCGAAAAGAGAAGACCACUUAUCGACAUUCGCGUUUUAACUGGUCCGGCAUGUUAAACGUCAAAUAAAAUCGAGGGAUACUUCAAUGAAUUGUUUGAUUCGCUUAGUUCCUGUAAUUGGAUAAAUAAAAGGAUUCCAAUGGAAGUUUCGCAUUGAGUGCGACAACAGGUAUGACAUAUGAUUUGAGAAAAUUGUUUUUCUGUAGUUUAAUCAAUGUUUUUGUCGUGCGAAAAUAAUGUCAACUUUCAUAACAUUUAAAAUUACAUUCGAAUGCCCCUCACAGCAAAUCUUCCAUUUGAAUAUGGCGUCGAUUGUUUACGAAAUUGUGCUUUUUAACUGGUCCAAGGACCAGUUAACGUUCGCCCAGUUAAAUAGCAGACCAGUUAAACCAGGACCAGUUAGCGAACGAUUACUGUAUAACCGAACGGCAUUUUUUUGCGCAAAAUUAAAAGUUGCAUCAACAGAUGGGAAGAUCUUCCAAACUUUAAAGAGCAAAAAAUAAUAACCCGUCUUCGCACUGGCCACUCCAAGAUUUCACACAACAUGGAGGCGGAAUCUUCCAUGUAGACUGCGAUUUGUGUCAAGUGCGAUUGUCCGUCGAGCAUUUUCUAUGCGUUUGCCCCAAGUAUGAGAACCUCCGAGACAAAUACCGAAUAUCAAGCAGCAUCCGCGAUGUACUCCAAGAUGAUAAAUAAUACAUUAAUCUGCUUCCUCAAGGACGCAGUUCUCUUCCACCACAUCUGAAAUAGCCGGGAAAAGAUGUUAGAAGCAUGAACAGACAACGUUACACACAAUUAAUAGAACCAACACUGUAAGAAUAAAGCGAUGAACCAGCCCACGGCUGAAAAUCUCUAUAAUAAAGUAAAUAAAAAAAAAGUUAUCAACACGCCAAGGUUGAAAAAUUCCUCUCUCAACUCGAGCUCGUCGCCGUCGAUCACAACACUACUGCCGGGAAGAAUUCUGUUACGAUCAGUCCCUGCUGCUAGCAUGUAUUUAAUCUUAGACGCAUUGAUCCCAAGCCCAACCAGUCCUGCUUCGUGUUUCAGUCGAGUAUACAAAUCCGCUAUCGUCGCAUGUGUUCUUCCGAUUAUGUCUACGUAUAUAAACUGAUAACGUGAUAUAAACUGAUAAACUCGUCUACGCAUAUAAACUGACUAGGCUUGUUGAAAAUCGCGCAUGUUGAAGCCCGCUCUCCGCACAACACCUUCCAGCGCCACGUUGAAGAGCAGACAGGAGAAUUCAUCGUCUCGUCGAAAUGCCUUGUGAGUCUCAAACGAUUCCGGCAAAUCGCCUGAGAUCCGCACAAUGAACCGCACAUCGAUCAUCGUUGCUUGAAUCGGUCUUGUCAGCUAUCGAGGAAUGCCGUUUUCGUCAAUGAUUCUCCAUAGGGGUCGUCGAUCGAUUGUAUCAUAUGCGGCAUACACUCUACAAAUGUUCCCAGACCUCCCUUGAAGAGCUCCGCUGCGAGGCCAUCCUUACCAAUUACUUUGUGGUUCUUUGACUAAAUCAUGACCUCCUUAACUUCACCUAUCGUCGGGGGUGGUACGUUGUCGUUGUUCACUGCACUAGUGUAGUCCUCCUCAACGCCGUCUUGGUCUCCUGUCUGUGCGCUGUUCAGGUGUUCUUCGAAGUGCUGGCUCCACCUUCCAAUCACCUCGCGUUUGUUUGUCAAGAUGCCUCCUUCCUUGUUCCUGCACAUUUUGGCCCACGGCACAAGGUCUUUGUGCGAGUCGUUUAGUUUUUUGAAGAACUUCCGCGAUUUUCGAGAACGAUAAAGCAGCUUCAUCUCCUGAAACACUUUCUCUUCCUGGCGACCAUUCAUUCUGUUGUCCAUUUUGUUCAUACUCGAUGACGGUCUCUGCUGUGCUGCUUAUUGCUGCUUUCAGGGUGUUCCAGCAUGCAUCGAGAGGAGCAGCAUCAAAUUCGUCUACCCCCGGUAAUGCAGCCUCAAAACGCUACGAAUAUGUUGCAGCAACUUUCGGCUCCUACAGUCGUCGUAGCAGUUUGACCAUCACUAGGUGGUGGUCUGAAUCUACGUUAGCGCCACGAUAGGUUCGAUGAUAUCUGAGAAGUACAGAGUAGGAACCCCACUUUUACUCAAAUAUUAUUCAUGAAAUUUUGACAGGGCGUAUCAAAAAGGUAUAUACUUUUUUCAAAUCAAGUAGCUUUUAAAAAUAGUACCACUAAAAUUUCCUAUUUUUUAAACUCCUAUUCACUAUUAAUUCAUAUCGCAACACAAAAACUUACACAUUCAAUGAUUCCGAACGAAAAAAUGCGAAUGUUUCUGGAAGAUAUUAUCCUUUGUAGACACUUAACCAACAAAUAAAAAAUCUAAAAGGCGAUCAUCGGAGAGGAAUGUCAAUUAAUACGCAGAUUUGAAACGGAAAACGAGAUAAUCGCAUCGCCAAGAAAAUUUCACAGGCUAGCUUGCACGACAGAAAACGACAAAAAAACGUUAAAGACACCAAUUUCUUACCAAGAUCAAAGUUUCGUAAGUUCUUUUUAACUACAAAUAGUACUGUAUAUUAAUACGGAAGAAGAUAUUGAAUAAUAUUGAUCAAAGCAAAUAAUCCUCGUAGAUGUUUCUAUUGAAUCAAUCGAGUCAACAUGAAUCGUACAAGCACACAGCUCUCGAUGAAACUGAAAUGCCAAAAAAAAACAGUAAAUUGGCUACGAAGCAGUUUCAUCGUUGGAAUGGAACCAUCAGAACGAUAAACAAGCAUGGAAACGGAAUGCCGGUUCAUAUAACAAGUUGCGAUGAUAGAUUAAAGUAUAUUCUCGUAUUUUAGAAUUAAGAUUGAAUCAGUGUUGGUAAAUAUCUCAUGAAAACAUUAACAAAAUAUUCAGAUCAAACCAUUUAGUAUAUGUCAAACAAGGGUGCAGUUCUUCUCCGAAACCAUUUAGAAUUAUAUACAAAAAUGAGUAGUAAAAGAUUUGGCACAAAGUGGAAUGCUAAAAAACGAUGCAUGAUUACAGCAAAACAGAAAGAAAUUUGUGAUGUCAGCAAAGGUUACUCGUUGUUUCAUACUACAAAAAAACGGGAUCCUAAAACUGGAACUUCCCUGACUCUCGUUUUUCCGUACUUGUUGAAAAUGAUGAUGUAUAACAACCGUUUACUCUACAUAUUUGUUCGAUAACAAGUUUGACCAAACUAUUUUCUGUUACAAGAGAAAGCAAGUGAGCCAUCCUCCAGGCUCCGAUAAGAACUGUUUCCAAUUUUUUUCAUAUGGCUGCCGUUCGAGAUUGGUGCAUGUGGAAAACAUAGGAUUGUGAAUCGAAAAGGAACUUCGGAGUUGCUAUUGACUACUAUUCUUACUCUGUAAUCUUUAUCCUUGUCGCCUGCAUAAGGAAUUAGCCUCAUUACUGGAAUGUUGUAACGAAGUAAAAGAAGUAUAGCAGAACAAAUUGACACACGAUGAAUGUUUGGGAAUGUUAACGUUAAUCGGUAAAGAUUAUUCUAUUACGAUGAAAACAAUGGUAGAGUCUAGCAUAGUGCAACAAUUUACUGAAACAGUUGGUAGAAAUAG